Molecule: messenger RNA, 159 nt
Organism: Fusarium redolens
Lineage: Eukaryota; Fungi; Ascomycota; Sordariomycetes; Hypocreales; Nectriaceae
Exons: 1
Source: RefSeq, a predicted model, not a curated record
UCUGCCGCUGGUGCUGAUGCUGGUGAUUGCUCGUGGAUGAUGUAUACAGUCGACUCAACACUUUUCCCAACCAUCCCCAACCAUUUCCUCGCCGCUGGUCACAUCCCGCCCCAACAUUUUUCCACUGAUCGCUAUCGCACCGGUAUCGAUGCAAUGGAU